Molecule: messenger RNA, 360 nt
Organism: Branchiostoma belcheri (Belcher's lancelet)
Lineage: Eukaryota; Metazoa; Chordata; Leptocardii; Amphioxiformes; Branchiostomatidae
Exons: 1
Coding region: 1-351 (116 amino acids)
Source: RefSeq, a predicted model, not a curated record
AUGGAAACGGGAGAUUUGAUGGACGCAUUUGACGCAGAUGACAUCGUGGCAGCGAUUGAAGAAGAACGCACGCGGAGAGAGAUGAGGAACCGGCGGUUCAGCGAGACGCUGUCCGAGGCGGCGCAGGAGGCCAUGCGGCUGGAGAUGCAGGAAUCCGCCGCCCUGCGACACAAGUCCUCCCUGUCGUCCGAGAUCAUCUACGAGCCCACACAGGCGGAGAUCCCGCCCGGGUCACCUAACGGCGUGGCGGCGGACGAGGAAGCCUUCGUGGCCGAGAAAAACAUUUCUUACGACGAGGAACAGGAGGACGUGUUCUGUGAAGAAGACAAGAUGUCAGUCGAAAAACACUAACUCUCACAC